ACAUAUAUAAAUGCAGCGAGCGAGUCAUGCUUCUCAUAAUCAUCGAAGAAUUAUCGUAACCAAGGUGUAGAGGCUCCUCUUCAACCGCUAAUUACUUUCUCUUCUGUUCCGUUUUCCUUUCUUCGUUCGUCUCAGCAUGAAGAGAAGCAGUAGCGGUGUGAAGGCAGGCCACAGCAGCAGGAGCGAUGGUGGCCACGUGUCUGCUAAAAAGCAGGCAGUGCUCCCGGGCAAGCAGGCAAAGCAUGGUGGCAAGCAGGAUCUUCUGCUUGCUUACCAAAGGACGGUUUUCACUGCUCUGUUCUUAGGCUAUGCUUGUUACACCUACAACAGGAAGAGCGUCUCUUAUGCGCUGCCCACUCUGCUCGCUUCCGGUCUGGUCACUACUUCGUCAGUAGGAAUCAUCAGCAGCUGUCAGAACACCGCUUACGCCAUCAGCAAAUUUCUCGGAGGUGUGCUGUCAGACAAAAUCAGCGCCCGACUUCUGUUUUCUGUUGGUUUGGGAAUGAGCGGCGGCACCGCUCUCCUAUUCUCCAGAACGGAAAAUCUCUACAUUUGGGCUCUUCUCUGGUUCCUCAACGGGUUCGCUCAGGGAGCCGGCUGGCCUGCCUGUGCCAAGCUCCUGAAGAAGUGGUUCAGUCCAGCCAACUUUGGAACCUGGUGGAGCGUGUUGACAGCCAGCAGCAAUGUGUCCGGAACUGUGUCACCUUUACUGUCCGCAUACGUCAUCGUCAACCAUGGAUGGGGCGCUUCUCUGAUUUUGGCCGGUCUUGUGUCAGUCAUCAUGGCCGGCUUGACCUUGGUUGCACUCGUCGACGACCCAGCUCUUGUCCACUUGCCUGACCCGACAGCAGAGGUCGUCGGUUCACCCAGGCCUUCCUCACCCAAGAAAGACAGACAGAACGGUAACGGCAAUAAAAAUAACAACAACAACAGCAGCACCAACAACCAGAUGACGGUGGGCGAACUGGCGGCUUCUCCUUUCUUGUGGAUCGUUUGUCUCUGUUACAUGGUCGUGUUCUGCUCCAAGACAGCUGUUUCAGAUUGGGGCCAGAUCUACCUCAUGGAAGAGCUUGGAAGGACGCAGAUGCAAGCGAGUCAGUUCACAAGCGCCAUGGAGACCGGUGGCUUUUUCGGAGGAAUUCUUGCUGGGAUUGUCACUGACAGAAUCGCCUCAAAGUCUCAUUCUGAGAGGAAGCUCAAGAUUCGAGGUAACCCCAGACUAAUCGUGGCCUCUGUGUUUAUGUUGGCCUGCGCUGUUGGUCUUCAUCUACUUAAUUACAUCUUGACCAUCAGCACCUCUCAGAUAUUCGUCUCGUCCGUCGGAUUCCUCCUUGGUGCCAGCAUGUUCGGCCCGAUCUCCAUCUACGGCAUCGUUGCGUCCGAGUCUUUCCCCGCUCACCUUUCCGGCACUGCACAUGCUGUAGUGGCUCUCGCGGCUAACGUGGGUGCUGUUGUGGCUGGCUGGCCCCUGAGCUGGGUUGCGAAAACUUUCUCCUGGUCUGGCGUCUUUUUGCUGCUGGAGACCUUGGCCGCUGCCUCCAUUGUCCUCAUCGUGUUCACGAGAAGAUUACACCUGACGGCUAAACAAAAGAAAGCGUAAUUAUCUGUCUUGGGGAAACGAACCGGGAUCUUUUGCCAAGCGAAAACUUUUUCCUGCUCAGGGAUGUUGUUUGAGAUUCGCUGCGAGACUUCUGUUUUUGGCGUCUGAGAACAGGUUUAAUUUUAUAUAUAUGAUAUAU
Messenger RNA from Macrobrachium nipponense, 1739 nucleotides. RefSeq names its product glucose-6-phosphate exchanger SLC37A4-like. The record is from RefSeq and is a predicted model, not a curated record. Bases 137 to 1600 code for a protein of 487 amino acids. Gene Ontology annotation, biological process: glucose-6-phosphate transport; phosphate ion transmembrane transport. NCBI's taxonomy places the organism in Eukaryota, Metazoa, Arthropoda, Malacostraca, Decapoda, Palaemonidae. Gene Ontology annotation, molecular function: glucose 6-phosphate:phosphate antiporter activity. The transcript has 12 exons. Gene Ontology annotation, cellular component: endoplasmic reticulum membrane.